Messenger RNA from Spodoptera frugiperda (fall armyworm), 454 nucleotides. RefSeq lists its product as uncharacterized. The record is from RefSeq and is a predicted model, not a curated record. The coding region runs from base 108 to 416 and encodes 102 amino acids. The transcript is spliced from 3 exons. Lineage: Eukaryota; Metazoa; Arthropoda; Insecta; Lepidoptera; Noctuidae.
AACUAUAAAACCGUAGACGCAAUAUAAUAUGUAGUUUUCAAAGAAAAUGAAGUGCACAUAAAAUGUGAGUUAUAAAAGAGAAAGGAAACGUUUUGUUUACAAAGUUCAUGAAAAAAAUGAGGAACAAAGUAUUACGUGUAGCUCAAAGUGCUAUUACUCUUGUUAUGAUUGGAAUGCAGAUGUUAAAUGUAGAAGCCCAACAUCAAAAUGAUUCGAUCGUGUUUUUUGAUGAAAUGGAUCUUGUGACGAUAAGCCAGAGAACUAUAGACCAAAUGGAGUUGUUGGAAUCUCUUGUGAGGCUGAUGAAUAAAGGAGACAGGCCAGUUAGAAGAUACUUCGACUCUUAUUCCACACCUUUUGCCGGAUUCGAAGAAAUUACUUUUAAUAACAAACCAGUGUUAAGACUUCAUGAGUAAAAAUUAAUAAUAAGGACAAGUAAUUAUUUAAUAAAAUA